AUGAUUUCCUCAUCGCAACAUAGCAACACUACGAGAAAUGCAUUCGUCACCCUCUUGACAUCCGACCACUACCUGCCAGGUGCUCUUGUUCUGGCAGAGUCGUUGCGUCUCAGCCAUGGUAUCUCCAACAAGGGCAAGCACAGAGCUGGCGCCCCGCCUUCCUCUGCCGCCGACUUCCAGAUGGUCGCCCUCAUCACACCGGAAACUCUCUCCGUACAAUCCAUCAAGGCGAUGCGGCGCAGUGGCCUAUUCGACUGGAUCGUGGGCGUAGAGCCUAUCGGUUUUCGUCAGAUGCUUGCUUCCUCGUCACCGACGAGCGCUUCCACACUCACCGCAACCGACAAUGCCCAUCCCAGCUUCCCCGCCAUGAUCGACUCGGAUCUCAACGCAAAGAUCGUCGAGAUGGAACGCAACCUCAAUUUGCUGGGUCGGCCCGAUCUCACCAACACUCUUACCAAGCUACAUGCGUGGAGGCUAGGCCGCGAUUCGGCGCACCUGGUCGCUCACGGCGCCACUGCUAACGGCAGUGCUCCUCAGCGAUGGCAAGGGUUCGACAAGGUCGUCUUUCUGGAUGCCGACACUCUGGUGCUCCGGCCCAUCGAUCACCUCUUCCGCCUAGGAACCAACGUCAACUUUGCAGCAGCUCCAGAUACGGGCUGGCCGGAUGCCUUCAAUAGCGGUGUCAUGAUGGUCGUCCCGUCGAGUCGCACCUUCGAGGCGAUCCGAUCCUUUGCUCGCACUACGGGCUCCUGGGACGGCGCAGAUCAAGGACUGCUCAACGACUUUUACGGUCCGGAAGACGGCUCCGACCAGUUCUCCGCUAACUCGCAAGGUGCUGCUUCGUCUCCCGGUGGCGGCUGGAAGAGGCUCAGCUUCCGCUACAAUGUCACGAGUCAUGGAGGCUACACCUUUGCACCAGCCUACCAGCGAUACGGUCAAACGAUCAAUAUUGUUCACUUUAUUGGCCAGCACAAGCCUUGGAAUCGACCACGCCCAGCGGGUACACCGGAACCCAAUCCGCUCGUUGGCCCACGCGAUCUCGACAGCCAGCGGAUCACGCCGGACCAGCCCGACUACCUGCUCGCACUCUGGCACACUGCAUUCGCCUCCCUCUAUCCAUCUUCGGGCUCCGCUUCACCGGACAGCGAGAUCGAGAUCGUUCACACCGAACGCGGCGUCGAAGUCGUCGAGCGUCGCAAGUUCACCGUGCCCACCUUCCAAGCUGUCUGGGAUGCUGAAGCGCGCGACGACACCUCAAUCACCCAGGCAGCCAGGACAUCAUCCACGCUUGCAUCCACAAGGCCACCCGUCAUGGAGGCAGCAUAUGCGAGUCUUCCCCUGGACGGCAGAACUUCGUUGAUCGCGCCAGCGCCAGAGGUUGAGCGGUCCCGAUCACCUCAAACGCCGACGCAGCAAAGCAUCGAUGCCGAGGCGAUGGCGAAAAAAGACUCUGCCACGACUUCCGCACCUGUUGCGAUUCCCGUGCGCGCACAAGACGACAAGGAAGAUGACGACGACGACUCGCCUCAGCACUUUUCGCCGCCAAAAUUGUCCUGGAACCCUGCCCAAGAGCCUCCUCCGAGCGGAUCGGAUGCCUCUCUGUACCAGAUGCGGGUCCCCAUCGAAGCCUUCUAUUCUAAUGUAUGGGACGCAGGUCAAAGGACACCGCGCACUCUGGCCGAACAGAAGGCAGCCUUCUUCGUGCCCCAGGUCGCUGCGUCUCAACAGGCCGGCGCGCGUGGCCACGGUGGUCCUGGCUACAUCCCGGCGCAGCUCCGACGCGAUCGUGUUUUUGACAAUCUCGGGUCGGCAAAACCGGAUCCUAGCAAAGUCAAACCCAUCUUCCCGUGGGAAGCCAAACAUUCCGCUACCACUGCACCGACACGUGUGUUCCCGGACGAGCCUCGUCGUCCCUCGCCGCCGCCGCCUUCUGCCGACAAGGUGCCCGUACGCGAAAGUACGCGAGACGACUCCGUCCUUGCAUCAGCUCUCCCUCAAUCCACGGCGCCAGCGCAGCGAUCGCGAGGUUUGCCUGCUAACCUCGCGUACGUGAAUGCGUGGGACGAGGCUGGCGCCAUUGGCAACUUUGCGAAUGCUUGGAACAGACGCAAUCAACCCCGGUCUUCUCCUGAAAAGCGCAGGUCACGAAUGGGAGAAGCAGGCCACAAUACUGGCUUCACUUCAAGUCCUUCGAGCCACCCGCGAUCAAGAGACGGGCAAAGGAAUGAGGGCGGCAAAGCUAGCUCACCUGAUCUGCGCGGUGCUACGUCAUCAAUGCGCCCAGCACCUGCAGAGGCGAUGGAACGCAGAUCGAGCCUGCAAGAAGGUGACGGGACGCGCGAUGGCGAAGCGUCCGACAGCAGGGAUGGCGACGACGAGUCUUCCGAGGGCGAGGAAUCGUCCGCGAACGAGGAACCGUCGCAAGUCGUUGCUGACCGGGGUGCAACUCCCUCGCCGACCAACGCACGCCAGGCAGGGUGGCCUCGCGAGGGACCGGGCCGGGGCUACAUGAGGAAAGCAGAGAACUCGAUGCACGCACAGAUGAACGCCACGCCUCGAAGUCCCAGACUGGGCUCCCGCGUGCUGUCGUACACCUCGACUGCAACUGAAGGCGAAGGGAGAAGUGGCGGAGGACGAUUUUCGUCGUCCAGCAGCGCGUCUGCUUCGACCAUCACGACGAGCGACGUUGCAGCAGCUGCGAGGCAGAGAGCCAAGGACAGGAUCAGACCGGAUGGAUGGGUCUCGACUGGCUCAGCUGGUUCGGGGAUGAGUUCGCCUCCUCCAGGCUACCACUCCGCCUCCACGCUGCGAGGGAUCCCAGGGGCGAAUUCGGUCGGCACAUCUCGAACCGGGUAUGCUCCAAGUCACUACCAGGGCAUGACUGGGAGGAGACGCGAGACAAAUUCCUCCAACGAAUCUCAAUCGGGAGAGUCGGGCGCCAACUCCCCCACGGCGCUUCUCAGCCCUUCUCUCGUCUCGGCGAGCGGGAGCAUGCCGUUUCUGACGAACAACUCCGCGCGCUCUUUUGGCAACGCCAUGGCGGCGAGGACGAGGUUGCCGGCUCCAUCCGAGUUGGACGAACCGUUCAGUUCGAGCCCGGUGAAUCUGAGGACGGAGCUUUCGAGGCAGGCGAGGACUCAUCAGCAGGCCAAGUAUGCCAGCGCCAGUCGCGGUCAUCGCCCCUCGUGA
Pseudozyma hubeiensis SY62 is the source of this 3189-nucleotide messenger RNA. RefSeq names its product glycosyltransferase. The coding region runs from base 1 to 3189 and encodes 1062 amino acids. The transcript has a single exon. Lineage: Eukaryota; Fungi; Basidiomycota; Ustilaginomycetes; Ustilaginales; Ustilaginaceae. The record is from RefSeq and is a predicted model, not a curated record. Gene Ontology annotation, molecular function: glycosyltransferase activity. Gene Ontology annotation, cellular component: cytoplasm.